Messenger RNA from Mesorhabditis spiculigera, 825 nucleotides. The record is from the annotation of a GenBank genome assembly. Lineage: Eukaryota; Metazoa; Nematoda; Chromadorea; Rhabditida; Rhabditidae.
AUGCAGAAGUUCACACCCGAACAGCGCGCCGAAAUCGACAGGAUCGAGAAUGCGGCACUCAAUUUUCGGAAUAUGCGCGUGCAAUACGGGUUCACACAGUACGAUGUUGGACUGGCCCUGGGACGGCGCUACGGUGGCGACUUCUCGCAAACCACGAUUUCGCGAUACGAAGCGUGCAACCUGACCUUCCAGAACAUGCGCAAGCUGACGCCCAUCUUUGACGUUUGGAUCAACGAAGCGGCUGCGGCGAUUAGAAACGGAACGACGGUCUCGGAUAUUAUUGAGCAUGGGGCUCAACUGGCAGAUAUUGGUCCGCAGCCAGGGCCUUCUGUUAACAUCAAGAAGCGAAAGAGGCGAGCCGUCCUCGACCUCACCCAGCAGAACGCCUUGGAAUUGGCCUUUUGUUGUAACAAUAAUCCGACGCGCGCCAAAACGCUCGAACUUGCUACCACCCAUGGUUUGGACACCGAGGUGGUCAGGGUUUGGUUCUGCAAUCGUCGACAGAAACGCCGCCGCGGCCCCGACGAUACAUUAGCAGAUCGGGUUCCGUCUGAUGAGGGCACCGCAGAUUCUGAGAUGCACAUCGCAAAGCCGGAGCAGGGAUCUAACUUGAUUGCCGGCUUCGACGAGGGCUCGAAAAAAUAUUACUAUGCGCCGUGUGCCCCCAUUGAAGAGCAUCUUCCGAAAGAUGAGCCGAUAACUGACCAGUUGGCCUAUGUCCAAAAUAGUUCGGCACCUUUUGAUGCUGCUGGAGCUUAUGAUAUGAAGGGUGACGAAACGCUGUCUCUUAACAAUCAUGGCGUUGCUUUCUCCCGAAUUUUUGGG